This is a messenger RNA of Drosophila mauritiana, 1839 nucleotides long. RefSeq names its product TBC1 domain family member 22B (gene Tbc1d22). The record is from RefSeq and is a predicted model, not a curated record. The transcript is spliced from 6 exons. Bases 71 to 1714 code for a protein of 547 amino acids. Gene Ontology annotation, biological process: activation of GTPase activity. Lineage: Eukaryota; Metazoa; Arthropoda; Insecta; Diptera; Drosophilidae. Gene Ontology annotation, molecular function: GTPase activator activity.
GCGAUGGUCACACUGUUUUUGAUGCAAAAUAAAAUAAUGACGCUGACAUAGAAUCGGAUCUAGGGAACGUAUGAUGGAUAACAAUGUAGAGCAAUUAGCAGCAAAGAGCCAAACUGAACUAGCCGAGUCCACAGCAGCAGCAACAGGAACACCAGGAGCAGGUGGAGCAGUAGUAACCGUGGCAAGUGGAGCCGGACCAACGCCCGGCGCAAACUCCUCGACCUUUUGGAAAAACAGCGGACGUCGAGUGCCCGGACGGCCGAGUCCCAAGCGGGAGCUCGAGAAGGCGGCGGCAGUUGGGGUAGCGGUCGGUCGCGGCGCUGCCCCCGGAUCUGGCAUGGUGUCCACCUUCACCGAGUACCAGAAGUCGGUGAGCGAUGCCUGGGACAUGGGUGACGACGAGUUCUGCAUCAUCAGCAGCACGGAGGCGGCUGCCGCGGCCGUUGGAGCUGGCGGUGAUGCUGCUCAUUUCUCCCGGCAAGUGUCACAGACGGUGGCUCUCAACGUGAUCGAGACGCACUCUCGAAGCAACCAGAACCAUAAUGCAUCCCGGUCAGCAAACGAAAGUAGCGCAGAUGUGGUCCCAGUCAGCAGUAGCUCGACGGACGACUGCAAGGAAGACCGCAGAUCUCUGCCGGACAGUAACGAAAACAGAUCUAGAUUGAGGAACUACCCGGGCAGACCGCAAUUGCAGAAGAUAAGCUCGAAUUGCCAGGACAGCGAGUACGAAACGAAAAUUGAAAAAUUCCAAGUGGUGCUAGACUCGCCUCAACUGGACUUGGUGGCUCUCAAGAAGAUCAGCUGGUCUGGUGUGCCUCGGAAGAUGCGCGCUGUCAGCUGGCGACUCCUUUCGAAGUAUCUUCCGCCUUCAAGUGAGCGAAGGAUGGCGGUGCUGGAGAGCAAGCGGCAGGGCUACCAGGACCUCAGGCACAACUACUUCCGGGUGGAUAGCCAGGAUGAGACGCAACAGGACACAUACCGCCAGAUCCACAUCGAUGUGCCACGAAUGAACCCCCAGAUUCCGCUCUUCCAGCAGCAGCUUGUCCAGGAGAUGUUCGAGCGCAUUCUCUUUAUCUGGGCCAUUCGCCAUCCUGCCUCCGGCUACGUGCAGGGCAUCAACGACCUGGUCACGCCCUUCUUUAUCGUCUUUCUACAGGAGGCCUUGACGCCGAAUACGGAUCUCGAAAAGUACGACAUGUCCACGCUGCCCGAGGAGACUCGAAACAUUAUCGAGGCGGACUCGUUUUGGUGCUUAUCUAAGUUUCUCGACUGCAUUCAGGAUAACUACAUCUUUGCCCAGCUGGGCAUACAGGAGAAGGUUAACCAACUCAAGGAUCUGAUACAGCGCAUUGACGUGAACUUACAUCGUCAUCUACAGGCACAUGGUGUCGACUACUUGCAAUUCUCAUUUCGCUGGAUGAACAAUCUGCUGACACGCGAGCUGCCGCUGCACUGCACCAUCCGAUUGUGGGACACAUAUCUCGCAGAGUCCGACGGCUUCGCCCUGUUCCACUUGUACGUGUGCGCGGCAUUUCUUCUGCACUGGAAGGAGCAGCUGAUGCAACAAAACGAUUUCCAGGGUCUCAUGUUGCUGCUACAAAAUCUGCCAACACACAACUGGUCCGAUCGACAAAUCAACGUUCUGCUGGCCGAGGCAUUCCGCCUGAAGUUCACGUAUGCGGAUGCGCCCAAGCAUUUGGAGACGAAGAGUUGACAAAAGCAACACAAACAACGCAUAUACGUAACUUAGAAGUUAGUUUAUUACGAUUUGCGGAAUAUACCUACACAAUACACGUACGCUACAUACAUCUAAUAAUUAUAUACAAUUUGUUAUUUAGA